AUGGCUGUUGAGGAUGGAGCUGUUCUUGGCUUCCUCCUAGGUGUAUACGCACGCAAGAUCAAGGAGCAAUUUAGGGACGACCGGCCCAUCCCGAAGACGGCAACAAUAUCAGCAUUACUCAAACUGUAUGAAACAAUUCGCAAGGAACGAACGACGGUCAACGUGCGAGGCGCCUACGCAAACCGCCACUUCUACCACAUGCCCGACGGCGAGGAGCAAAGAAGUCGCGACGAGGAAAUGAGAACAUUCGACUUUGUUCAAGGUAAGUCAAAUUAUUCGUGGCUCGAUUCCAAGUAUAACCUCGAUCUCUUGGCUUUUGACGCUCUGGAGGCUGCUCCGUGGCAGUUUGAGCAAUGGUGGGAGCAGAUUUUGGCAGCAGAUUCAACUGAAUCGGACCAUCGUGACACUGGUCCAGAGCUGAGUGGCACAAGUCGGGUCAUAGCGGUGUUAUGA
Messenger RNA from Exophiala aquamarina CBS 119918, 453 nucleotides. RefSeq lists its product as uncharacterized. The record is from RefSeq and is a predicted model, not a curated record. The transcript has a single exon. The coding region runs from base 1 to 453 and encodes 150 amino acids. NCBI's taxonomy places the organism in Eukaryota, Fungi, Ascomycota, Eurotiomycetes, Chaetothyriales, Herpotrichiellaceae.